AUGGAUGUGGAUAAAGAUGAAUUUAUCAUCGGACGUGACCUGUUGACUUCUUUAGGAAUUGAUGUGGGCCGUCAAUUGGAGCAACUUGCCUCUCACGUGGAUGAUGAAACGAGUGGAGACCCUUUCGAGUUGAAAGUUGACGAACCCCCUGCAAAUUCCAGCCACAUGGCCAGUGACGAAGAAGCAGAGGACACCGACACGUACUUAAAGAAACUAAAGAAAUUGUUUUCGCUGCUGGACGAGCUCGGCCUGAAGCUCAGCGUGGAGAAGUCCAAAUUUUACCAACAUGGUGCGCCGCCAGAAAGAGCAACCGAACGUGGUGAAUUGAAAGCAAAACGCGAGGAAAUUUCGACUCAAGCCAAGAUAAAGAAACCAGCAAAGGAGUCCAAGGACGAGCGGAGGAUGAAAAAGUCGCUCGCGUUAUUUACACAAGCCAUCGUUUUAAACAAAAACGAACAAGCUGACAGCAAGUAUGCACGACGCACCAUCACCGUCUUGGUAAGCCAGAGCUCCAGAUUCCUGGAUACUCUCGCGCAUGUGAUUCUAGCUGACUCUUUUCGAGCGUUGCAAAUACCCCCGAUCGACGUUGUUCGUGGCGCUCUCGGGGUCUUUCGGACCCCAAGAUCGCGGCGUUUACUGCAAGAGAGCAAGCUGGGGCUGAGUGGACUGGUCCAUGAAGUUCUCCUAAGACUCUUGCGUCAAGGCGACACCCUGAAAUUGUCAAAUGUUGACGACUGUUUGCUACAUCUCCGAGGCUUUUUGGUCGAGAACCGCGCACACUUUGGCGGCUUUUUAUCCUCCAACAUGACGCAAGUACACGGUACAGCACAACACGUUAACGUGAGCCACGACAAGGUGUUUUUAGCGCAUAUUUGCGCGCUUCAUACACAUUUGUGUCGGUCGACGCGGCAGUUAACGCGCGCUCGCGUGCUGCUUUUCGACAUUAUUCGAGACAAUCCGGACAUCCGCGGCUUGUACUUUGCAGUGGUGAUACUAGAGAUCUACCCGGACAUGUUCGAGCGCGAGUUCGACGACCAAUGCGUGGAACGGCGAGAUGUACUUAAGGAAACGCUGCAACAUGCGUUUAUUGUCAUUUCGAGCACAGCUGCCGAAAAGCAGCAACUCCUACUGCAUCAGUCAAGUUUCACCAUGUUGCAUCGUAUCGCCGAUGCCAUCCAUAAGCCCGAGCUGGAACAAGUCGACGGGACGGAUCUGUCCGUACAAAAACUGUACGUCCAGAAACUGUACGACCAAUUGGCCGUACAAAAUACGGACUACUUUGCACUCGCCAAGUGUGUGGAAAUAUCGUCGAAAAGUGUCGAGAACUCUUUCCGCCGCAAAUACUGA
This is a messenger RNA of Phytophthora infestans T30-4, 1347 nucleotides long. RefSeq lists its product as uncharacterized. Bases 1 to 1347 code for a protein of 448 amino acids. The transcript is spliced from 6 exons. NCBI's taxonomy places the organism in Eukaryota, Oomycota, Peronosporomycetes, Peronosporales, Peronosporaceae. The record is from RefSeq and is a predicted model, not a curated record.